AUGAGCGAAAAUCCAACAGUAUUAAAUUCAGUUAGACAAGCUUUAGCACUUGCAAGAAUUGGUGUAAAUGCAGAUAAUAGAGGCGAUUAUGCAGUUGCAAUUCAUAAUUAUAGAGAAGCAUCAAAUCUAUUGAAUGCUUCAGAGGAUUUAUCAACUUUAAAUGAUGAACAUUAUAAAACUAUGAUUGAAAAAUCAAAACAAUAUUUAGAUAGAGCAGAUAUGUUAGAACAAUUAUUACAAGGUCAACAAGGUGGUGCAACAUCAACUAAAGAAAACUUUACAUUUGUUGAAGAGAUACCAAUUGUAUCAUCAGGAUUUUUAGACCCAAUACCAGCUUUUCCAUCAUAUAAACCAUUUUGGCUAAUGAGAGUACUUAGUAAAACAAUAAAGAGUGGUGCAUAUUUAACACCACGUCUCUACAUACCAAAAUCGAUUUGGCAACAAACCGGUUGUAAAUUUACAGCCGUUGAAACUAAAAUUAAAAGUUUAGAAGUUUUACAAGAAUGUUUACAAAAUUUAAAAAAACUUCAUAUACAACAUACACCACCAUCAUCACAUCAAUCCGAUCAACAAUCAUCACAACAACAACAACAACAACAAUCACAACAACAACACAAUCAUUCUUCAUUACCUUUUGAUAAAAAUAAUAUUGAAACAGUUUCAAAAGAAACAGAUUCAUUCUGUUCACAAUUAGAUAUCAUUCAAAAUAGUUUACAUUUCCAUCUUUCAUUUAUACCAGAGAUUAAAAUUGAAAAAGUUAAUGAAAAAGGUUGGGCAAAUAAAAUGAAAAAGUUUGGUAACUCUUUAGCAAAAGGUGCUGUACGUUUAGCUCCUUCUUCAAAAUUGGAAGGUCAAGAUUAUAUAGGUUUAUUAAAUUCAGUUUUUGAAGAAAGUCAAUUUUUAGAAAGUUGGAUGAAUUGUUGUGAAAGUAUUGGACAUAGUAGUCUUUCAAAUCGUUUGCGUCGUGUUGGUGAAUUCUUUUCAGUUGUAAUUUGUUCAUUUGUUAUGAAAGACUUUACAAUUUUAUUGGAAAGGUAUAUGAGAAAAAGUUUACAAACAUUUAUGACAAUUAAUAAAUUUAAAUAG
Dictyostelium discoideum AX4 is the source of this 1086-nucleotide messenger RNA. RefSeq names its product microtubule interacting and transport domain-containing protein. The transcript is spliced from 3 exons. The coding region runs from base 1 to 1086 and encodes 361 amino acids. The record is from RefSeq and is a predicted model, not a curated record. NCBI's taxonomy places the organism in Eukaryota, Evosea, Eumycetozoa, Dictyosteliales, Dictyosteliaceae.